Molecule: messenger RNA, 3314 nt
Organism: Psammomys obesus (fat sand rat)
Lineage: Eukaryota; Metazoa; Chordata; Mammalia; Rodentia; Muridae
Gene: Gramd1c
Product: GRAM domain containing 1C
Exons: 16
Coding region: 829-2424 (531 amino acids)
Biological process (GO): intracellular sterol transport
Cellular component (GO): endoplasmic reticulum-plasma membrane contact site; endoplasmic reticulum membrane; plasma membrane
Molecular function (GO): sterol binding; sterol transfer activity
Source: RefSeq, a predicted model, not a curated record
UUCUUUCUUUCUUUCUUUCUUUCUUUCUUUCUUUCUUUCUUUCUUUCUUUCUUUCUUUCUUUCUUUCUUUCUUUCUUUUUUCUUUCUUUCUUUCUUCUUUCUCUCUCUCUUUCUUUCUUCCUUCCUUUCUUUCUUUCUUUCUUUUCCUGAAGGAAGCAUUGUGAAAGGUUGACUGCUUUGUUCAAGUUUUAAUGUUAGGAUUUAACACACCCGGGUCCUGUCCUGAUCGAGGGGAGAAAGUGGGGGAAAGCAGCUAAGCACAGGCGUUCAUUCCUCUUUCUCUGCUUCUUCAUCAUUGAUCAAUCUGCUCCCAACACCUGCCUUCCCUACCACAAGAGACCAAAUUCCUCAACUGUAUUAGUUAGUUUUCCGGUUGCCGCUCUAAAAUGCCCUGACAAAAGCAACUUGCAGGAAAACGGCUUCAUUUUGGUUCAGUCCCUGAUGGUGAGGAAGUCAUGGUGUCAGGCAUUCGAGGUGGCUUCUCCCGGUGCAUUCCUGGUCAGGAAGCAGCCAGUUUUGCCCAUUAGACACAGUCUGGGACCCCAGCCCUAGGAACGGCACCACCCAUAUCCAGGGUGGGUCUUGCUUGACAGAUUACUCUGAUUAGCCCAGAGGCUUAUCUCUUAGACAUCCUAAAUUCUAGCAGGUUGACAUUAACCACCAUACCUGCCUUUCACUUCAACAUUCCAUUUGGAUUAUGCCUGUGCUCUUCAGAAGGAUAUCUUGCUUCAGGGGCGGCUGUACCUUUCAGAAAACUGGCUGUGUUUCCAUAGCAACAUUUUCAGAUGGGAAACUACAAUUUCUAUUGCCUUAAAGAAUAUAACGUUUAUGACCAAGGAGAAAACUGCUCGACUCAUCCCAAACGCUAUCCAGAUCAUCACAGAGGGCGAAAAGUUUUUCUUUACAUCUUUUGGUGCCAGAGAUAGAAGUUACCUGAGCAUUUUUAGGCUGUGGCAGAAUGUAUUAUUAGAUAAGAGUCUGACCAGACAGGAGUUCUGGCAAUUGCUUCAGCAGAACUAUGGCACGGAGCUGGGCUUAAAUGCUGAAGAAAUGGAAAAUUUGUCAUUAUCCAUUGAAGAAAAUGUGCAGCCAAGAAGCCCCGGAAGAAGCAGUGUGGAUGACGCUGGGGAGAGAGAUGAAAAGUUCUCCAAGGCCACCAGCUUUCCACAGGAGCCAACCAGCCGAGUCUCAGACACAGAGCCACCGGAUGGGAACUCACCGAAAAGAGGAUUAGGAAAAGAGGAGUCCCAGAGUGAGAAACGUGUGAAAAAAAGCCCUUCAGUAGAUUCAGAAAAGAGGUUAAGUAGAACAUCCUCCAAAUCACUGGACUUGAAUAAAAAUGAGUACCUUUCUCUGGACAAAGGCAGCACUUCAGAUUCUGCAGACGAAGAAAGUAUUCCUGAGAAUGAUCUUCAAGGAAGACUUCAUAUCAACCGUGUCUUUCACAUCAGUGCCGAGAGAAUGUUUGAAUUGCUCUUCACUAGCUCACGCUUUAUGCAGAGAUUUGCUAAUUCUAGAAAUAUAAUAGAUGUGGUAUCCAGCCCCUGGACAGUUGAGUCUGGAGGUGACCAGCUGAGAACCAAGACCUACACUGUGGUCCUCAGCAACCCGCUGACUGGAAAAUACACGGCUGCCACGGAAAAGCAGACGCUGUAUAAAGAGAGUCGGGAGGCACAAUUUUAUUUAGUGGAUGCAGAAGUGCUGAUACACGAUGUCCCCUACCAUGACUACUUCUACACUGUGACGAGAUACUGUAUCGUCCGAGCUGCAAAGCAGAGAUGCAGGAUGAGAGUUUCCACAGACUUGAAGUUCAAGAAACAACCAUGGGGCCUUAUCAAGUCUUUAAUUGAGAAGAAUACCUGGAGUUUAAUGGAUAGCUAUUUCAAACAGCUUGAAUCAGAUUUGUUAAUGGAAGAGUCUGCGUUAAAUCAGUCCAUUGAAGACCCUGGAAAACUUAGUAGCCUACGGCGGAGAAGGCGGACCUUGAACCGAACAACAGAGACGGUUCCAAAGUUGACUUCUCCGCAUUCUUCUACAGAUUCAGCCUACGAGGCCAAAGGAGAUGUUACAGGGAAGAGAAAGACUGUGGACAGCUGUGACACGGCUCUUAUUGUGGUGAUGAGUGUAUUUUUGCUGCUGCUGGUUCUGCUGAAUGUGACACUGUUUCUGAAGUUGUCAAAGAUAGAGCAUGCUGCUCAGUCCUUCUACCAGCUUCACCUCCAAGAAGAGAAAUCUUUAAACUUAGUCUCUGAUAGGUUCUCAAGAACAGAAAAUAUUCAGAACAAAGACCAUGCCCACCAUUUAAAAGGAGUGCUUCAAGAUUCCAUAGUGAUGUUGGAACAGCUGAAGAGCUCACUCAUUAUGCUUCAGAAAACCUUUGAUUUACUGAAUAAGAACAAGAGCGGGGUGGCAGUGGAGAGCUAGUGCUGAGCUGUGGGAAUCGAAGAGACACCUGGGCCUAGAAGACAACAUCUGGAAGGAAACGAGGACGAAGACUCUCACUGUCGCAGGACAUUUCUAAUAUUUUUAUUACCAGGAUUCCUACUAGGAAAACCUUAUUUAAAUAACAUUUACUUGAUGGUUACUCUCAAAUAGCCUUAAGACUCUAUCUUUUUACUUCUUAUAGAGAUUUUUUUAAGCUGUGAACUUCUCCAGUGAACCAUGAAAUAUAUUUUGGAAUUGAAAUUCUGAGACACAAAAGGGGAAGGAAGACACUCUGGGUCCUGUGGCUUCUCUUCUAUAGUGAGGCCUGUUGUUGAUCAUUUAAACUUGUUAGUGGAGCCCCUGUGUGCCCAGUGGGUUGUGUUUCAUAGCUGAGUUUAAGAGCCUAAAAAGCUAAAGAAGAAACCCCUCAAUCAUUUCUCACUUUCAAGGAUCAUUUUCCAAGCGCAUACAUUCCAGGUUUUGUGUCUUUGCAUUUUACAGUGUCUUAACUGACUUGGCAUGCCAAAGCCAAAGGCAUUGCUAACAACAUUUCUGAGAAGCCUGUAGGGAAUGAAAAUACUGACUAAAGGGAAAGGGUUUCUCUCCAUGAGUCCCAGCUCAUCUCCCAGGGGUGGGGUAUAGAGUAAUAACUCCUGUUGUUUUGUUUCUGAUAAGGACAUAUGAAGUAUCCGGCAGUGAGCAAGAGUGACUGGAUCAGAACCUUGCAAACGUUAACUGUCAAAGUGAAUGUUUUUGUGGUUUCUCUCAAACUACUUCAUAAUAUACCUCAAAGAUUACCCAUGUUGCUUUGUAGAUACAAUACUAAAUAUGUGUUCAGAACUAAUAAAUUCUGAAUCUGUUAUAAAGAUUGACUUCAGUAAAACCCAAAA